Messenger RNA from Aspergillus mulundensis, 2763 nucleotides. Its product is annotated as M1 family metallopeptidase. Gene Ontology annotation, cellular component: cytoplasm. Gene Ontology annotation, biological process: peptide catabolic process; proteolysis. NCBI's taxonomy places the organism in Eukaryota, Fungi, Ascomycota, Eurotiomycetes, Eurotiales, Aspergillaceae. The record is from RefSeq and is a predicted model, not a curated record. The transcript is spliced from 10 exons. The coding region runs from base 1 to 2763 and encodes 920 amino acids. Gene Ontology annotation, molecular function: metalloaminopeptidase activity; zinc ion binding; peptide binding.
AUGGCAUCAAAGGAUAGGGAUACCCUUCCCAGCGUGGUCAAACCUGCGCAUUAUGGUAUCUCUCUCUUCGACCUACAGCUCGGUGGCUCGUGGCGCUACAAGGGGGUUGUCAAAGUUACCUCCAAGGUCAAUGGUCUCACCAAGGAAGUAGCACUCAAUUCAAAAGAAAUUGAAGUACAACACGCGGAGGUUCUAGGAUCAAAUGGCGUGCAAUUGGCGAAAUCGUCUGAGAUUACCUACGACCGGAAAUCGGAGCGUGUGAUACUCAAGUUCCCCGAGGAUCUCCCCCAGUCUGAAAUUGUUAUCUCUAUCGCGUUCACCGGCACCAUGAACAAUGCUAUGGCUGGGUUCUACCGCUCAAAGUAUAAGCCCGCCACCGAGCCGACUCCUGAUACGCCCAAGGAAGGAGACUUUCACUAUAUGCUGAGCACUCAGUUUGAGUCUUGUGAUGCUCGCAGGGCAUUCCCUUGCUUCGAUGAGCCGAACCUGAAGGCUACGUUUGAUUUCGAAAUCGAAGUACCCAAAGGUCAAACGGCUAUCAGCAACAUGCCAGUCAAGUCUGAGAGAGAGGGUUGCAAGCCCGAGCUCAAGGUGGUUUCUUUCGACACAACCCCAGUGAUGAGCACCUAUCUCCUGGCCUGGGCGGUUGGUGACUUUGACUACGUUGAGGCCCUUACCGAGCGCAAAUACCAGGGCAAGAGCAUCCCCGUUCGUGUCUACACAACAAAAGGACUCAAAGAACAAGCGCGGUUUGCUCUUGAAUGCGCACAUCGGACUGUUGACUAUUUCUCGGAGGUGUUCGAAAUUGAAUACCCUCUACCUAAGGCAGAUCUCCUAGCAGUUCACGAAUUUGCCAUGGGAGCUAUGGAGAAUUGGGGUCUUGUGACAUACCGCACCACUGCUGUUCUGUUUGACGAGGGCAAAUCAGACACUCGCUAUAAGAAUCGGAUUGCUUACGUCGUAGCGCAUGAACUUGCACACCAGUGGUUCGGCAACCUCGUAACAAUGGAUUGGUGGGAUGAGUUGUGGUUGAAUGAGGGCUUUGCUACUUGGGUUGGGUGGCUUGCUGUCGACCACUUUUAUCCAGAAUGGAAUAUUUGGUCACAGUUUGUGGCUGAAGGUGUUCAACAAGCGUUCCAGCUCGAUUCGUUGCGUGCAUCUCACCCGAUUCAAGUACCCGUCAAAAACGCCCUAGAAGUUGAUCAAAUCUUUGACCACAUCAGCUAUCUCAAGGGGAGCUCUGUCAUUCGCAUGUUAAGCACCCAUCUGGGACGAGAGACUUUCCUUCGUGGCGUGGCCCAGUAUCUUAAGACUCACGCAUAUGGCAAUGCUACUACCAACGAUCUCUGGUCUGCUCUCAGCCAAGCAUCGAGCCAAGACGUUAACAGUUUUAUGGUAAGUGGCGAUCAACCUUACGGAGGUGAUAGGCUCUCUAACAGUAUCUUCGAGGAUCCCUGGAUCCGCAAGAUUGGAUUCCCAGUUGUCACCGUCGCGGAAGAAACGGGCCAAUUGGAAGUUCGCCAAAAUCGCUUCCUCUCGACUGGUGACGCCAAACCCGAGGAAGAUCAGACAACGUGGUGGAUUCCGCUCAAUAUCAAGUCGGGCCCUGAAUUUGCUGCGCAGGAGCCUCGUGCCCUCGUUUCCAGAUCGGACACUGUCCAGGGCAUUGGGCAAGAUUCAUUCUAUAAAAUCAACAAGGAUCUCGCGGGAUUCUAUCGAACCAACUAUUCUCCCAGCAGACUGGAAAAGCUCGGUCAAUCACUAGGCUCUCUAAGCACUGAGGAUAAGAUCGGCUUGAUUGGCGACGCUGCUGCUCUGGCUGUAUCUGGCGAAGGCAGUACCGCGGCAUUGUUGUCUCUUCUGGAGGGUUUCAAGAAUGAAAAAAACUAUUUGUUAGUUACCUUUCCCCUUGCCAUAUUCUAUGGUUUGCGGCCUUUUGUUGAUGUAUCCCCUAGGGUUUGGUCGCAGAUUUCGUCUUCCGUCGGCAACCUACGGUCCGUAUUUUCGCAAAAUGAAGAAGUGGCCGAGGGUCUAAAGGCUUUUGCCCGUGAAUUGUCGUCCACUGCGGCGAACAAGAUAGGCUGGGAGUUCAAGUCCGGCGAGGAUUAUCUCACAGGCCAGCUGCGGAAACUCUUGAUUGCGAUGUCAGGUCUUGCAGGAAACGAAAGAAUUGUUUCCGAAGCCAAGAACCGCUUUGAGCUUUGGGCAACCGCAAAGGACCAGAGUGCUAUCCACACAAAUCUCCGCUCCACGAUCUUCAGUAUUGCUGUAUCUGACGGUACCAAGGCCGAGUACGACUCGGUAAAAAAUGAAUACCUCAGUACCGAUUCCGUCGAUGGCAAGGAAAUCUGCUUGGGUGCACUUGGACGCACGAAGGAUGCUGCACUGGUCAAUGAUUACCUUGACUUUGUGUUUUCGGACAAAGUUGCCAUUCAGGACGUGCACAAUGGGGCAGUCUCCUUAGCUGCCAACACCAAAGUUCGCCACCUACUGUGGGAAUAUUUGAAGAAGAACUGGGACGCCAUUGAAGCGCGCCUCUCAGCGAACAAUGUUGUUUUCGAGCGCUUCGUGCGAAUGGGCUUCUCAAAGUUUGCGGAUCGCAAGACAGGCGCGGAUAUCGCUUCCUUCUUCCAAGACAAGGAUACCAAUGCAUACGAUCGCGCCUUGGUGAUUGUGGCAGACAGUAUUCGAACCAACGCUAAUUACAAAGAAAGGGACGAGAAGCAGGUCCUGAAAUGGCUUCAGGAGCAUGGCUAUGCUUGA